Molecule: messenger RNA, 1517 nt
Organism: Salvia miltiorrhiza (redroot sage)
Lineage: Eukaryota; Viridiplantae; Streptophyta; Magnoliopsida; Lamiales; Lamiaceae
Product: carbon catabolite repressor protein 4 homolog 4-like
Exons: 10
Coding region: 197-1342 (381 amino acids)
Molecular function (GO): poly(A)-specific ribonuclease activity
Source: RefSeq, a predicted model, not a curated record
GUAGAAAAUUGCAGCGGCCCAAUAUUAUAAACGAAAAUUCAAGAUAGCCCAAUUUAACUCAGGCCCAGUCGAAAGGUCCAACCCAAUGAUGAAGACACGUGAAUAUCACGUGCCUAAUCUAAGCUGAAGAAUCUCAGCUCAGCCGUCGUCGUCGUCGUCAAAAUUGGACUCUGCGUUUCUGCUGCUUCCCAAGGCAAUGCUGAGGUGCUCUUUCUUGCCUCCUCGACUCAGCGUAGCUCGUUACAGCAAGAUGAGCACACCUCCUGGACCAAUAUGUCGAAAGUUUGUUCCAGUUGAGCAGAGUGAAGUUACUUCAAUCAGUAAAAGUGAUGGCUUCAAAUUCCGGCUUGUAUCUUAUAAUAUCUUGGCACAGGCAUACGUGAAAAGCAUUAUCUUUCCACACUCACCAGCUCCUAGUCUCAAGUGGAAAGCUCGUUCGCAGGCCAUUCUCACAGUUCUUAAGAGCCUCGAAGCAGAUUUUCUUUGUCUACAGGAAGUAGAUGAGUAUGAUACAUUUUAUAAGAACAAUAUGGCGAGCCUUGGCUAUUCAAGUAUCUACAUUCAAAGAAGUGGGAAAAAAAGAGAUGGAUGCGGAAUUUUCUAUAAACAGGACAAUGCAGAGUUGGUUAUAGAAGAGAAAAUUGACUACAAUGAUUUGGUGGCUACAGUUGAAGAUGAAAAAACAUCAUCCUUGGAUGAUGGCAACAAGUUGCUAGUUGGUGGAAAUAAAGAGGAGCCGAAAACUGGUGCCGAGAAAGAGAGUCCAUCAGAUCGCGGAGAUCCAAAUGAUCCUCGUGUAAGAUUAAAGCGUGACUGUGUAGGAACCAUGGCUGCUUUUAGACUUAAGAAUCCUACAUUUCACCAUGUUAUUAUCGCAAACACUCAUAUAUAUUGGGAUCCUGAAUGGGCUGAUGUGAAAAUUGCGCAAGCUAAGUACUUGCUUUCGCGUCUAGCAGAAUUCAAAAUGCUAGUAGCAAGAAAGUUUGACUGCUCGCCCUCAAUAAUUGUCGCAGGGGACUUCAAUUCAGUCCCUGGAGAUCAGGUGUAUCAAUACCUAGUUUCUGGCACAAGUGGUGCGGGGCCAGAGAGCGUGGAUGAUCUGCCGAUCCCAUUGUCAAGUGUGUAUGCAUUCGCAGGAGGGGAGCCGGAGUUCACGAACUGCACUCCCGGCUUCACAGGCACUCUUGACUACAUCUUAUUUUCCCCUAAUCAAGGUAUAAAACCAGUUAACUGUCUUGAGCUUCCAGUAGCAGAAUCCCCCGACAUAAGCGGCGGGUUGCCGAAUUAUUUCCAUCCCAGCGAUCACCUUCCCAUUGGAGCUGAGUUUGAAGUUGAGGCAUAGAUAUGAUGUAUUCAGCAUUGAGGCAUAGAUAUGAUGUAUUCAGCAAUGUAGAGUAGUAGUAGACUAGCUACAUUGUGAAAUUCUCAGUUAUAUCUUCUUUUCAAUUCUUUACUUUUUUAGUUGAUUGUACCUUUAAAUGAUCUUGAGAUUCAUUUAUAUGAAUCAUAUUCCAAAA